Molecule: messenger RNA, 1329 nt
Organism: Zasmidium cellare ATCC 36951
Lineage: Eukaryota; Fungi; Ascomycota; Dothideomycetes; Mycosphaerellales; Mycosphaerellaceae
Exons: 2
Coding region: 1-1329 (442 amino acids)
Source: RefSeq, a predicted model, not a curated record
AUGGCUCCCCGGGUCCCUCGAGGCGAUCCCUCUGAUCCGACACUUCUGGGUUUGCCGAUCGAACUUCGCCGCAUGAUCUUCUGGUACCUCUUACGUGGCGAGGAAGAAACCCAAGCGGCCACCAAGGAGCUGAGGAGGGUGUACCACCCGGCAAUCCUGAGAGUCAAUGGUCAACUCCAUGACGAAGCUGAACAGUACCUUUAUGACGAGAACGUCUUCGUCCUGGUAAAGUUCGGUUGGAAGGGAUUUGCUUCGGUGACGCAGCAACAAACGAUCCCCGUCGUCGUCCGGUCAUACGGCUCGAAACAGCACCUCAAGCUGCCGAAGAACAUCGCAGCCCAACUGGCUCUUGAAUAUGGUGGCGAUGAGCACUGGUUCGCGCAUGAGGGCGCGCAGGGACCCAAGAACGACGAGCCCGCCGGCACCUUUGUCAUACUCUGGAGUGAUCUUUCGAAGCUCAUGGCUGCCCUCUCGUGGCGGAUUGACGCGAUGGUGCCGCCCAGGAUCUAUUCGCAUGAUACGGAUUGCUUCCUUCCAGAGGCGUCUGUUGUGUCGCGAGGAUCCAUCAAAGAGGCCAGCGCGAUUUACAGUUUCGUCGUCCGACACGGCAUCCUCAAUGGACACCUCAGUGGGUACAGCGUCUCCUUCUUCAGACAGCCAGGUCUCCAGCUUUACGCCCAACAUCUUGCUCGCAUCCUUAACGACGCCGCUCUGAGCGCCGCAUACCUCGCUUUACGCCAGCUCGACGGCAACGAGGCGCUUCAAUUACUCCAUCAUAGGGUCCAAAUUACGGCAAGCGUCACCCACGAGUGGAGGCCGCCGUUCUAUCCGGACAUUUUGCCCCACGAUAACAUUAGCAAGUGGUACCCUGACCGAAUGGCGUACGAGCAUAUCGCACUCUUGAUCAAGCUGUUCAAAUGUGGAGACGAGACGGUUCUGGCCAACCUCUUACUUCAUAUGCGCCAUGCAUUCCAAAGAGUGCUCUCCCACGAAGAUCGUGAACCGUUUUGGAAGCAUGACAUUGCCAUGAUUGAGAACGUUGUUGCCGGUGAUGCAGCAAGCCCUUCCCUCCGGCUGAAAUUUCUUGACUUCAUACGUGGCCGGGCAGGACCCUCGCAGCGAUCUCGACUUGAGACCUGGAGAGCGAAGAAACGGCUCAUGGCAUCCAGUGCGUUGGCCAUGCCCCUGAGGCUCGACCUUCUCGCUACCAAACCCCCGGACCCAGCCCUUAGACCCCCAGGGAAUGUCAGAUGGAAUAGGCUAUCGCCCGCGCAGAAGACGGAGUUGCAAGAUGCCUGUAGACUGGAACUGGAUUUUGACCGAGCCUGA